Messenger RNA from Xylaria bambusicola, 2013 nucleotides. Its product is annotated as GPR1/FUN34/YaaH-class plasma membrane protein. The transcript is spliced from 5 exons. Bases 429 to 1289 code for a protein of 286 amino acids. Gene Ontology annotation, molecular function: acetate transmembrane transporter activity. NCBI's taxonomy places the organism in Eukaryota, Fungi, Ascomycota, Sordariomycetes, Xylariales, Xylariaceae. The record is from RefSeq and is a predicted model, not a curated record. Gene Ontology annotation, cellular component: plasma membrane.
UGACACUUAGACUAGAAUAGUGAGUAGACCAACAAGUAAAAAGUAAAGCCAGCGUUACCCCGGACACGCCGGCCCCGGUACCUAGUCUCGAAUCGAUCUCUCCGCACUAUGAACCCUGUUGUCAUCUUACACGUAGAGAAGCUGCGUCAAGUUAUGUUGGAGAAUUCCCCAACCUAGUAGCUAGCUCUUCCUAGCUCUCUGGACUAGAUUCUUUCCCCAGCAAAAUGAUCCCUGCUGAUCGUCGUUUAGGGUGCCACAAACUAUGACUUCCUCCGGGGAAAGGGAAUGAAGAAAUAGGGUGGUCCAAGCUGCAACUUAUAAUAUAAGCCCUGUCCGCUGCCUAAGAUAACCCCAAUUGACUUCUCGUGACAAUCGUGUAAUAUUAGACUUUGGCUUCGGAUCAGAUCGGACCAGAAGAUUCAGACAAAAUGGAGAACGGCAGCUCAUUCGACACCAACGGCUCCAAGCAUGAGCACCUUCAUGAAAACAUAAGCCCUGAUCUUGCCAUGAACAAGAUCAAGACAGCAGGAAGCAUCUCGAUCUCGCCGGCACUCUUUGAGAAACUGUACCUGUCGCCUCAGAAUAAUGUCAAGGGAAAUUUGAGGCAAACUUUCGGAAACCCAACCGCGAUCGGAUUGACUGGCCAUGUUAUCUCUAUCGGUCCUCUUGCAGCUGAUCUUAUGGGAUGGAGGGGCGCUGGUGGUAGCGGUGCCGCUAGCAUUCCCUUUUUCCUCUACUUCGGCGGCGUUCUCAUGACACUGGGUGGUAUCCUCGAAUUUUUCCUGGGCAACACAUUCCCAUCGGUCGUCUUCGUUUCUUUCGGUGCCUUCUGGUUAAGUUACGGAGGCCUCUUGCUUCCCCAGCUCAAUGCCUACGCUGCCUACGCACCUCCGGACGCCGAAUCGAUCGCUGAAGGACUCGAAACUACGGGAUUCAAUGCUAGUUUUGGCUUCGUCACACUUUCCAUGGGAAUCCUGUGCUUCAUGUACCUUGCAUGCUCCAUAAGGACAAAUAUUGCCUUUGUUAUUGUCUUCCUCACUCUCCUUAUUGCAUUCGGUUUGAUUACGGGAGCAUACUGGGCCCUUGCUCUGGAUUACACUGGCAACGGUGGAUUUGCUGCGAAUUUGCUCGAGGGUGCCGGAGCUGCUUCCUUCGUCUGUACUGCAGCCAGUUGGUGGAUUCUAUUCAGCUUGAUGUUCGCGUCAGUCGAUAUGCCUUUCAGUCUUCCCCUCGGCGACCUGAGCACCAGAAUCCCUGGCGCCAGCGACAAGAAACUCGCGCAAGAUUAAACGCGGCCUCGUUGCUAUCCGACACGGAUUACGACGGAACGUGCUGGAUAUGGAUCACGAAUCAUUUACCGGCGUGGAUUAAAAGAAUGAUACUUGAGCUCAGCGGAUGUAGUUCAAAUUGAGAACAUAUAGCCUGUUCCCAAGGGAGCUCCGCGUAUAAUACCAUAAUUGUCUGAAUUAGUGUGGCAUUGCUUGUGAGUCACUGUUAUGUGCAGUUAUUCCAAAUAAGUACUGGAGUGGUGUAUGUGGGAUGCAGGCACUAUGGCAUUGCCAAAGCAAGUAUUGGAAUCAUCUGGUAGCCAUGUGCUACAACAGCUCGAUGCCUCUACCUUCCUGUUUAAUCUUCGUAUAGUAGCCAUUAAUCUGGCUGCUCUUUUUAAAUUAUUAGUUAGGCUAAUCUCGAAAGUACCUUGUUUCUAGCACCGACAGGAACCUUGUUGGCAAAUAGAAUUCUAACAUAAAAGAGACAUGUAUUACACGAGGAGACUGUUCACCCCCUUUUUUUUGUCAUUUUUCACGGUUUUCUUCUGGCCACUCUGACCCGUACGUCACAGACCCUACAUUCAAAACAGGGACUUUCUCUCUUCAGAAAAGUUAAACAAAUUUCUGUGGCCGGCUCGGCCGGAGUAAGCAAAUGUCUCAGUUAAGUUAGGUUGCUGUGUCUGGUGUGGGCUUAUUGGAUUAUACCCAAAACAUGUUUCGUUGGACAUAGAGUUGAUAAAUG